AUGGUUGGUAAGCCAGAAGACGAAAACUGUAAGUUUGCCUUUCAGUAUAAUAUGAGGAUGAUUGGUAUUUAUAGUAGAGUAGGGUAUAGUAGGCUAUAGUUAAGCAGAGUAGAGUAUGGUAGAAUAGAAUAGGGUAACAUAGAUAACGUAGAGUAAAAUAGGGUACAGCGAGGUUAGAGUUUGGUAGGGGUAGAAUUUCAAAGAUUUUCGGGUUUAAAAUAAAAAAUUAAUUUUUUAAAAUAAUAAAAUUUCCUUAAGAUAAUAUCAGAAAAUUUUUUAUAGGUACCAGUGACCCAUCGUCACUUCCAUUUCUUGACGACACGAAUAAGAGUGAGGACGUUCAAAUUACAAGGACAAUCAACGUACCAGAGACGCCAACAACAGACAAUUCGCGUAAAAGCGGCGAUGACUCACAACAUCGGAAGGUCAGUGCACAAAGUCCAAACCACGGACGUGCGGGCGGAUCACUUCCAUUGUAAGUAUUUCAAAUUACAGUAAAAGUCAGGUUUAAUAAUUUUUUAAAAGGUUUGAGUCUUAAAUUUGUUAAAAGGUUAAUUUUUAAUCCCUAAAAACGCUCUGAAAAAAAUUAUUUUUUUUAUUUUAAAGUUUACCGAGAAAACCAUUUUUUAAAGAUGCGAAAGAUAUAAAAAAGCCAUAAAUUUAAUUAUUUAGGGUGCGUUUCGCUGCUACAAGGAGGAAUUGUUGGACUGACCGAAGGAGCGGUCUUCUAACAGAACCCGAACGAAAAAGUGCUCAGAAACUACAGAUCAAUCACAGAAUACUCAGAGUUUUUCGAUUCAUCUCAUACGACAUUUGCGAGGUACAGAUGCCGUCAGAAGACAACAUCGAAGCCGACAUCAAACUGCAAAGCCCAAUUCGUCGCUCCAACUGA
Bursaphelenchus okinawaensis is the source of this 892-nucleotide messenger RNA. Lineage: Eukaryota; Metazoa; Nematoda; Chromadorea; Rhabditida; Aphelenchoididae. The record is from the annotation of a GenBank genome assembly.